UCCUUGCGUAGAAUGGGGCGCUUCACCGUGUGGGACUAUGUGGUCUUUGCGGCUAUGCUGCUCAUCUCAGCCAUCAUUGGCAUCUACUAUGCCUUCGUGGGAGGUGGGCAGAAGACGUCGAAGGACUUCCUUAUGGCAGGCCGAAGCAUGAGUGCCCUCCCGGUUGCACUCUCCCUCACCGCCAGCUUCAUGUCCGCCGUCACGGUGCUGGGCACCCCUGCUGAGAUCUAUCGUUAUGGUGCCAUCUUCUGCGUCUUUGCCAUCACCUACGGCCUGGUGGUGCUGUGCAGUGCUGAGAUCUUCCUGCCCGUCUUCUACAAGCUGGGCAUUACCAGCACCUAUGAGUACUUAGAACUUCGAUUUAAUAAAUAUCUACGCCUCUGUGGAACGGUCCUUUUCAUAAUACAAACGACUUUAUACACGGGUAUUGUCAUUUAUGCUCCAGCUUUAGCACUAAAUCAAGUCACUGGCUUUGACUUGUGGGGUGCUGUGGUGGCGACUGGCGUGGUCUGCACAUUCUACUGCACACUGGGUGGUCUGAAGGCAGUGGUGUGGACAGAUGUUUUCCAGGUUGGAAUCAUGGUUGCUGGAUUUUCGUCUGUGAUUAUACGAGCUGUGGUGGUUCAGGAGGGAAUUGGACGCAUUGUAAAUGAUUCCUACCAUGGAGGAAGAUUAAACUUCUGGGACUUUGAUCCCAAUCCUUUGCAAAGGCACACCUUCUGGACGAUUGUUAUAGGUGGGACUUUCACGUGGACUGGUAUAUACGGGGUUAACCAGUCUCAAGUCCAGAGAUACAUCGCAUGCAAAAGUAGAUUCCACGCAAAAUUGUCCCUCUACAUCAACCUGGUGGGACUCUGGGCAAUCCUGGUCUGUGCCACACUGUCUGGACUGGCCCUCUACUCCAUCUACAAAGACUGUGACCCAUGGACGGCCAACCAGGUGUCGGCCCUCGACCAGCUAAUGCCAUACCUAGUGCUGGAUAUCAUGCGUGAUUUCCCAGGAGUGCCAGGACUUUUUGUGGCUAGUGCCUACAGUGGGACAUUAAGUACGGUGUCCUCCAGCAUCAAUGCUCUGGCUGCUGUGACUGUUGAAGACCUCAUUAAGCCCUACUUCAAAUCUCUCUCUGAAAAGAAGCUGUCAUGGAUUUCCAUGGGGAUGAGCCUGUUUUAUGGUGGAGUCUGCAUUGCUAUGGCUGCAGUGGCAUCUCUUCUGGGAGGCUUGUUACAGGCAGCGCUCAGCAUUUUUGGCAUGGUUGGUGGCCCCCUUUUAGGACUGUUUGCCUUGGGAAUCCUCUGCUCAUUUGCAAAUGGAAUUGGGGCAUUUGUGGGUCUUGUCAGUGGCUUCAUUAUUUCACUUUGGGUUGGAAUUGGAUCUCAGAUUUAUCCUCCACUUCCAGAGAGAACCAAGCCACUCAGUCUCUCAAUUGCGGGCUGUAAUAUAUCCUCAGGAAAUUUAACAUCAACAGAAAUUCCAUUAACAACGGUUUUCAGCACACCAGGUGCAGAAAGGCCUGCCCUGGCAGAUAACUGGUAUUCCUUGUCUUAUCUCUACUUCAGCACACUUGGGACACUUGUUACAGUAGUUGUGGGAAUAAUUAUCAGCCUCCUAACAGGAGGACUAAAGCAGAACACGGAUCGUAAAUUCCUGCUGACCAAGGAAGAUUUCCUGUCCAACUUCUCAUGGUCCGAAACUGAGCAACCAGAGAAAGUGGAAGUGUUGAACUGGAAACCAUUUACCAUGGCAGACGAAGGAACUGACAACCCUGCCUUUAGCCACAUUGAAAUGGAUGUUGCAAGUGACAAGAACAAAGUCAAUGGUCUUCACAUAUGA
Messenger RNA from Onychostruthus taczanowskii (white-rumped snowfinch), 1830 nucleotides. RefSeq names its product solute carrier family 5 member 8 (gene SLC5A8). The coding region runs from base 13 to 1830 and encodes 605 amino acids. Gene Ontology annotation, cellular component: membrane. Gene Ontology annotation, molecular function: organic acid:sodium symporter activity. The transcript has 15 exons. The record is from RefSeq and is a predicted model, not a curated record. Lineage: Eukaryota; Metazoa; Chordata; Aves; Passeriformes; Passeridae. Gene Ontology annotation, biological process: sodium ion transport; propanoate transmembrane transport.